CAUCACACUAUUUUAAUAUGAAUCAACUGUGCAGUUACGAUCGUACAACAUAUAUUAAUUUCCCCAAAUACUAGAAACGGUACGUAUUAAUUGUACAUAUCGGUGGCGACUCUUCAGUUGUCGUCGGUGUGGUUUUCCGGUUAAAGGUGCACUAUUUGAAUUGCUUAAGCGUUUUGAAUCCUCAAGAUUACAAUACUUGCAUAAAAAAGUUUGCAGCUUGCUUCAUCACUUGUCUUUAAGGGAGAGACCUAUUACUAAGAGAAAAUCAAUAUUCUACUAUAGAUGCAUUGAUGCUUAUGUUACCUGAGAUGCCCAAGUGAGGACUGAUGGCAAGAAGACUGUAAAUCACAGUAAAUUUCUUGUUAUUGACUUCAUAAAAUACAUGGCAAAUGAAGAUUUCUGGAAGGAGGAUUCUUAUGAUGAUUAUGUUCCUCCAAAGUCAAAGAGAACUGCCAAAUCAAAGAAGAUGGAAUAUGCCGGGUGGGGAUCAAAGCCUCUCAUGGAAUUUUUAAAAGAAAUUGGUAUAGAGACUGAAAAAAAGAAGUCUCAACAGGAAUUGACAGCCAUAAUUAAUGACUAUGUCAGCAAAAAUAAUCUUAUUAAGCCAUCAAAGAAGAAGAGAGUUGAGUGUGACGAAUGGCUUCGUUAUUUGUUUGGAAAGAAGUUUGUGCUUCGCAUAAAAAUCCAUGAAUUGCUGUUUCCACACCUUGCUGAAAACCGAGACGAGUCAUCAGAUGAUACAGAUUCAAGUGAUUCUGGAGAGGAGGAAAAUGGGAAGAUAGCAUAUCGGAAGCGGAAAGCUUCAGUUUUGGGGAAUAAAGUUACUCCUAACUCAAAAAAGGUCCCUGAGUCCCUCAAAAGCUGUUUCGCUUCUGUGAUUCCUGAAAACAUUAAGCUCGUUUAUCUAAACAAAAAGUCAGUUCUAGAACUACUUAAGGAUCCUGAAACAUUUGAAAGUAAAGUAGCAGGAAGCUACGUGAGGAUCAAAUCUGACCCAUAUGAUUACUCCCAGAAAAACUCCCACCAGCUUCUGCAAGUAACAGGUGCAAGGAAGGAACCUGCAUGUGGUGAUGUUAGUACAGCAUACUUUCUCCAAAUACCACAUCGAAUGAAAGAGAUCCCUGUUAGCAAGCUAUCAAAUGAAAAUUUUAAAGAGGAAGAAUGUGAGGAUUUGCGUCAAAGAAUAAAAACUGGUUCUGCUAAUAGGCCGACUGUGACGGAGCUUCAAAGGAAGGCCCAAAUCCUGCAUGAAGUCAUAACUAAGCAGUGGAUUGCAAAAGAACUUAUUCUGGUACAAAACCUCAUAGAUCAUGCCAAUGAAAAGGGAUGGAGAAAAGAGCUAUUUGAGUACCUGGAGAGGAAAGAAAUGCUAAAGAAACCAGCUGAACAGGAAAGGUUAUUGCUUGAGGUUCCUAAUGUAAUUGCAGAAGAGCUAGAACCGGAAGCUAGUGUACAGGAGCCUGCAGAAGAUGAAAAGAACGAUGUUUCUUGUUUACCACAAUUAAAUAUUGUGGGGAAUGGAGCAGAUAUACCUUUUGAUGGAGAAGCUGAUAAGAGUCUAUUAAAUGAUGACUUCGCUAGUACAGAUAGCGCAGAACAGAUAGAGUUAGAAGCUAUUGUGCAGGAGCCUCUAGCUGAUGAAAAGAAUAAUUUUUGUAGUUCACCAGUGGCAACUGUUGCUGGGACUUUGGCACCUAUACCUCAAGAUACUGAAGCAGAGAACCCAGAAGCUAUUUUGCUGGAACCUGCAAAAGAUGAAAAGAAAAGUACGUGUUGCUUACCAAAGCUAACUAUUGCGAGGACUCCAGCAGAUAUGCCUUCUGAUACUGAAGUAGAUAAAUGUUUCUUCCUCUAUGGGCGCAGAACCAUGCAGUAUGCUUCUGAUGUUGACGUGGAGGUCAAGAGAACUUACAAUGGCACUACAUAUGUAAAGGAAACAAAUGAUGUUGACAGAGAAGGCAUUAGAACUUACAACAGUGGCACUACAUAUAUAAAGGAAACAAAUGAUGUUGACAGAGAAGGCAACAAAAGUUACAGCAAUGGCACUACAUAUGUAAAGGAAACAAAUGGUACAUGUGUGAUUGAUUUAAGUGAUGAUGAUGAUGAGGAAGGGCCAGAAGGUAUAAAUGACGCAUCCCAGAUAAUUGACUCCCCAGAAAGUAGUCUAUGGUACUAUAAAGAUCCUCAGCAAACUAUCCAGGGCCCUUUCUCAAUGGUGACACUAAAAAAGUGGACAGAAAACCUCUACUUUCCUUCAGAUUUCAGGAUCUGGAAGAGUGGUCAUGCUCCUGUGCUGUUGAUGGAUAUGCUUAGCUUGAUGUUCCCGCAUUAGCUUGGUGAUAGUAUCUACAUUUCGCUGUAUCUGAUUAGGUUUUGUUAAUGCUAUAUCAAGGUUAUAGACUCUGUUCCGUCAAGGAAAUUGCUCUUCCUUCAUCCUUUCUAAUAAUUCCGUUAAGGAAAUUGCUCUUCCUUCA
Molecule: messenger RNA, 2474 nt
Organism: Daucus carota subsp. sativus
Lineage: Eukaryota; Viridiplantae; Streptophyta; Magnoliopsida; Apiales; Apiaceae
Exons: 12
Coding region: 383-2332 (649 amino acids)
Molecular function (GO): DNA binding; protein binding
Source: RefSeq, a predicted model, not a curated record